Molecule: messenger RNA, 1793 nt
Organism: Amorphotheca resinae ATCC 22711
Lineage: Eukaryota; Fungi; Ascomycota; Leotiomycetes; Helotiales; Amorphothecaceae
Exons: 4
Coding region: 363-1793 (476 amino acids)
Biological process (GO): tetrahydrofolate interconversion; folic acid metabolic process; L-serine catabolic process
Cellular component (GO): cytoplasm
Molecular function (GO): pyridoxal phosphate binding; zinc ion binding; glycine hydroxymethyltransferase activity
Source: RefSeq, a predicted model, not a curated record
CCCGCAAAAAAACUAUACAAUCACACAUAAUCAAGGUGUUGACGGUCCGAAGGAGGCAUAGCCGCUCUGCCCCUCAAAAGCCCCUCGGCAGUCGGAGGCUCCGCGUAUCGGCCUUCACGCCUUAAGAGGGAUCCCCGCCAAUCCCAACGAGGGGCAACCGUCCACCGCCUUGUGCUAGCUCAGUCGUCCCCACCAGGAAAACAGAAAAAUUCACCCUCAAUCAAAGCCAGUCAUCUUACUCCGCACCUCCAGAGAGCUGUGUCUUCCAUCAUCUCUCUGCCUUCAUCUCCGACCGUACUGGUUCUUCCUUUUCUAUUUUCCCUUUUCUUACACAUCUUCAAUUACCUUCCAAUCCUGCAAUCAUGGCCACUUACGCUCUACCUAAGUCCCACCAGGACAUGUUGGAGAAAUCUUUGCUCGAGACCGAUCCUGAGAUCGCGGAGAUCAUGAAACUUGAGAUCCAGCGUCAACGCGAAUCCAUCAUCCUCAUCGCAUCCGAGAAUGUUACCUCGCGCGCCGUCUUCGAUGCUUUGGGGUCGCCCAUGUCCAACAAAUACUCCGAGGGUUACCCAGGCGCCAGAUACUACGGUGGCAACCAGCACAUCGAUGCCAUUGAGCUGACCUGCCAGUCUCGUGCUCUCAAGGCCUUCCACCUCGACCCCGAGAAAUGGGGCGUCAACGUCCAAUGCUUGAGUGGUAGCCCUGCAAACCUCCAGGUUUACCAGGCUAUCAUGAGACCCCAUGAGAGAUUGAUGGGUCUUGACCUGCCCCACGGUGGACACUUGAGUCACGGUUACCAGACCCCUCAGCGGAAGAUCUCCGCGGUCUCGACCUACUUCGAGACCUUCCCGUACCGCGUCAACCUCGAGACUGGUCUCAUUGACUACGACAAGCUUGAGGAGAAUGCCUUGAUGUACAGACCCAAGGUGCUUGUGGCUGGCACAUCCGCGUACUGCCGUCUUAUCGACUAUGCUCGCAUGCGCAAGAUCGCAGACCUUGUCGGCGCAUACCUCGUCGUCGACAUGGCUCACAUCUCUGGUCUCAUUGCUGCUGGUGUCAUCCCCAGCCCCUUUGAGUACGCCGACAUUGUCACCACGACCACCCACAAGUCCCUCCGUGGCCCCCGCGGUGCUAUGAUCUUCUUCCGCAAGGGUGUUCGCAAGACCGAUGCCAAGACUGGCAAGGAGAUCCUGUACGACCUCGAAGGCCCCAUCAACUUCUCCGUCUUCCCGGGUCACCAAGGUGGUCCCCACAACCACACCAUUACCGCGCUUGCUGUUGCCCUCAAGCAGGCCACUACCCCCGAAUUCAAGCAAUACCAGGAGCAAGUCGUCAAGAACGCCAAGGCUCUGGAGACCGAGUUCAAGAAGCUCGGCUACAAGCUUGUCGCUGAUGGAACCGACUCGCACAUGGUCCUCCUCGACCUCCGCCCCCAGGGCCUUGACGGUGCUCGUGUUGAGGCGGUCCUGGAGCAGGUCAACAUUGCCUGCAACAAGAACUCCAUCCCCGGCGACAAGUCGGCCCUGACCCCCUGCGGUCUCCGCAUCGGUACCCCGGCCAUGACCAGCCGUGGCUUUGGCGAGGACGACUUCAAGAGGGUGGCCGCGUACAUCGACCAGAGCAUCAAGAUCUGCCAGGAGGUGCAGGCGGCGCUGCCCAAGAGCGACAACAAGCUCAAGGACUUCAAGGCCAAGGUUGCCGGCGGGGAGGUUGCCAAGAUCAACGAGAUGAAGAAGGAGAUUGCUAGCUGGGCUGGGGCCUUCCCGCUCCCCGUCGAGGGCUGGCGGCAAUAG